Rotaria socialis is the source of this 756-nucleotide messenger RNA. The record is from the annotation of a GenBank genome assembly. Lineage: Eukaryota; Metazoa; Rotifera; Eurotatoria; Philodinida; Philodinidae.
AUGUUCAAACGUAAAUUAUCUUCGCUUGACUAUGAAAAAGAUUACAAUCCACAAGAUGAAACUCAGUUUCGGCAAAUGGUUAUAUGGCUUGAAGAUAUGAAAAUACGUUUAUAUCCUAUUGAUGGACGACAAAGUCUACGUGAUAUUCAAAAUCCUCGAUGGGAAGAAAUUCUGUACAAAUAUUUACAAGAUUUAAAGUUUUCCUAUGAUAAUGAUGUAAUUAAAGAUCGAGUAGCUUUGAGUGAUUGGCUCAUUGGAAUAGCUGUACGAUUUGAAUAUGGUGAUGAUGUUGAUAAAUACAAACAGAUUCCGUCGAAUAAAAUAAAUAAUCAACCGAAGCCAGAUUCCGUAAAUCAAAGUGAAAAUCCAUUAGAAAAAAUCGAUUAUACAAGCGAAGAAUUCAAAUCUGGCAUGUUAAAAUUAUGUGAACUUUUACAAAUUCCAACAAAAUUUAAUGAUACAACAGCAAUUCUUCGUGCUGUAAGCAAAAUAAUCACAACAAAAUUAUCAAAAGAGGCGAUUGAUAAAAGUCAAAUAAAGGAACAAGCUUCAGGUGUCAAUUUUUCUAUUGAACAAAUGCCACUUGGAUUUGAUACUGGUGAUAAAAUAAUUAAUGAGGCUGCGAAAAUUCUUCGAUUAUUAUAUAUUCAAGAUUUAAGAACCUUACAAACAAAAAUAAAUGAAACUAUUGUAAAUGUUCAAUCACUUGUUGCUGACCCACGUACUGACAGUAAAUUAGGAAAGAUUGGCUGGUAA